AGUAUGACGUCACUGCAGUGGAGGGUUUAAAAGAAAGUGUUUUUGAAAUGUGUGGAAUAUGUUUGGUUGAUCAGAUAGACCUGAAAAUUACUAUUAUUUAUGAGAUUAGAUUACUUCAGUCUGAUACUACUAUGGAAAAGUACUAAGAUUGAAGAUUAGAUUGGACAUUGAAUAAUCAAAUCCAUCACCAUCAAGCAUUUAUUGUUAUGCUAUACCAUUGAAGUUAUGCCAUGGAUGUAGAUUCUGAUGAAGGUGGAGGAGAUGAACCUGACCAGAUCCUGAUACAUAAUUUUCAAGAAACAAUGGAUGAACACCAUGAUGAAGUUAUUAUUCCAUUUUCGAAUCACGAAGUUUCACUUGAACGUGCCGUAAAUAAUUUAGAACCAAAUCGCAUUCAACCUGAGAAUAUUAAUUUGGAACCAAAUCACGUUCAACCUGAGAAUAUUAAUUUAGAACCUAAUAGUGUUCAGCCUGAAAAUUUGGAUCAUAAUUAUGUGGACAUACCAAUCAAUAGGUUUUCAAAUGAUGAAAGAGUACCGUCCUUGACAGACUUAACAGAGGAAAGCAACCAUUGUCAUAGUCAAGAAACCAGUGAUAAAAACCAUGAGUAUGAAGAUGAUGGUGAUACCUGCCCCAUCUGCCUUGAUAGCUGGACAAAUUCUGGAGAACAUCGAAUCUGUGCUUUAAAGUGUGGUCACCUUUUUGGUUACAAGUGUUUAAACCGUUGGCUAGAAAGUCAGCCAAAGAAAUCGUGCCCCACAUGUAAAAAUUCAGUUCGCAAAAAUGACUUGAGAUUCAUUUAUGCUAAAAAAUUGGUAGCUGUUGAUACUGCAGAACUUGAUUUGAUGAAACAGCAGUUAGAUUUAGCCAUAGAAGAGAGAAAUAGAGCCUUAAUGGAUAUAUCGAAAUAUGUUUGUAGAGAGCACAUUCUGAACCAGGAAAUAGCUCAGUUGAAGAAGGAGAUCGAGGAAUUGAAAAAUGAUAGACUUGAAUCAAAAUAUUUUAGUAAUAACCUAACUAAUACUUAUUCCAAACCUCCACAUUUAUUCAUGGACAAAUCUUUAGAAGUUUGUAGACAAAAUGGUAGUCGUGUUUUCGAUGCCAGCUCCAUUUCAGAUUUAAUAAUCGCUUCUGCUAAAUCUCCAAACGGAUUAUUUUCAGGGUUUGGUAUCAGAAAGUUCAAUACCUCCUGCUAUAAACCAUUAGCUUUUAUUCCUCUUCAUAACAAGCAAAUCAGAGAUGUAUGUUUUCAUCCUGUCAACAAUUGGUUUCUCACCACCUCUUUGGAUAAGUCGUUCAAAGUUGUUGACACUAUUAGUAAUGUUGUUUCUCAUACCUCUUCACAUACUGUGCCACUCUGGUCUUGUUGUUGGGACAACAAUAACCAAAAUUUGUUAUAUGUCGGUACCCAAUCUGGAGAUGUAGUGAAAUAUGAUGUACGGGUGAUGAACACUGUAUUAUCUACACUAUCGGUGCCAGGUGACAUGUCACCUGUUGUGUCUGUAGCUAGUCUUCCCUCAAGUCCUACCGCUGAUUUGGUGAAUGGAGGAGUCAUUUCUUGCAAGUUGAACUCUUUGUGGGCAUUUGAAAAUGCAGGCAAUGAUUAUAAAAGACAUUCUCUCUCUAUAGAAGGCCCAUUCAUCAGUAUGAAAUACAAUGCCAGUAUGAAACAGUUACUCAUCUCCUCCAGACCAAAUAAUAGGAUAUCAUAUUCAAGACACUCACUGUGUACAUUAGAGAAAUCAAGUUCUGAAGAAAUUCAGUGUAAUAUAAUCCACACAUUCCAGGGAGGUGGAAUGCAGAAAUUGCUUUCAAAAUCUUGUUUUGUCACUGAUAAACAGGACUAUGUAGCAGCAUAUCAAGAAUCCAGUAAAAGUGUUUGGUUGUGGAGUAUUAGCUCUGGUCAGAGAGUGUGUUCGGUGCCAGCCCAUGAGCCCAUAUUGGACUUGGGAAGUGUCCAGAAUCAAAAUGGAAAUUAUUUAAUCACAUUGACUGAAAAGAAGCUGGAGUUUUUCAAGUUCAGCUAGGAAAAUAUUCUUUUUAUUAUCAUCUACAUCAUCUUUAUUUCUAUUUAUUGUAAAUAAGUGUAACUAAUUGAAUGAGGAUAUUUUUAUAUUCCUACUGGAUUGUAUUACUUUGAAUGUUUUUUCAAGGUGUUCCACCUGAUCCUUUUGAAAUUUUACACAUAUAUGUUAAAAUCAACGGAAGACUUUCCCUGACGAUUUCAUUACACAUCUCUUAAACAUGUUUUCCUGCUAUAUGACAAAUUCAUAAAAAAUAGAUUUUUCAAGAAAA
Molecule: messenger RNA, 2295 nt
Organism: Leptinotarsa decemlineata (Colorado potato beetle)
Lineage: Eukaryota; Metazoa; Arthropoda; Insecta; Coleoptera; Chrysomelidae
Product: E3 ubiquitin-protein ligase rfwd3.S
Biological process (GO): protein ubiquitination; interstrand cross-link repair
Cellular component (GO): nucleus
Molecular function (GO): ubiquitin-protein transferase activity; protein binding
Source: RefSeq, a predicted model, not a curated record